Messenger RNA from Osmerus eperlanus (European smelt), 995 nucleotides. Its product is annotated as deoxyribonuclease TATDN1-like. The transcript has 4 exons. Gene Ontology annotation, molecular function: 3'-5'-DNA exonuclease activity. Lineage: Eukaryota; Metazoa; Chordata; Actinopteri; Osmeriformes; Osmeridae. The annotation marks the transcript as partial. The record is from RefSeq and is a predicted model, not a curated record. Gene Ontology annotation, cellular component: cytosol.
UUUCUUGAUGCGCAGUCAAAUGCUCUACCACUGUGCUAUACUCUCCCCUGGACUAGCUUGGGGUGUACACGUAGAUACCCUGCUGGUUCCAACGUUCACAACCAUCAGGGCCCGUUCCUUGACCACCUUCCAUCCCUGCUGCAGGUCCACUCCUUCGAUGGCAGUGCAGAAGAUGCAGCUGCUCUUGUAGAUCUGGAUCUGUACAUCGGGAUCAAUGGCUGUUCCCUGAAAACGGAGGCGAAUAUCGAGGCCAUGAAGUCCAUCCCCACUGAGAGACUGAUGAUAGAGACUGAUGCGCCGUGGUGCGGGGUGAAGAACACUCACGCAGGCUCCAAACACAUCAGGACUACGUUUCCCACCAAGAAGAAAUGGGAGGAGGGACACUGUCUGAAGGACAGGAACGAGCCCUGCCACAUCAUACAAGUGCUAGAAGUCAUGGCAGCGUCCAGAAACGAGGACCCGGCAGAGAUGGCCGACACCAUCUACAACAACACGGUGAAAGUGUUCUUCACAGGGAGCUGACGGACGAUGUCCUUGCUCAGGACUGUUCCUCAGAACUUCUCUGAGGAGGGGUGUCUGGUUUCACCUCAGGCAGGGAAGGCCAUCAACACCUGCUGCUGUCAGUCACUGAAGACAGUCUUCAGACGUCUUCAAAAAUGCCUAGUCAUGGUUGAGGCUAACUUUGCAUGAAGAUGAUGUUCUCUGCCCUUCUGGAAUGUUGUGGAUUUAACUGAGAUGUGUGGCUUGUGCUCUUCCUUAUAUUAGAGUUUGAACACAAGUUUAGUUUUAAUAAUAUUUUUUGAAAAUAAAUGCCCAAUGUAGGUCUAUACCUUUAGUAACCCUAAAUCUGUUUUUCUAAAUUACUACUGUAACUGAAUAAUGUAUCCAUGAUAAUGGUGGUGGUUUUAGGAGAUUGGCGACCUGACCAUGUCUUCAUAAUAUAAUAUCAUUAGUAUGUGAAAUAAAGAAAAAUGAAAUAAAGAUGAAAAACACGA